Molecule: messenger RNA, 1191 nt
Organism: Lolium rigidum
Lineage: Eukaryota; Viridiplantae; Streptophyta; Magnoliopsida; Poales; Poaceae
Product: peroxidase 2-like
Exons: 2
Coding region: 1-1191 (396 amino acids)
Biological process (GO): response to oxidative stress; hydrogen peroxide catabolic process
Cellular component (GO): plant-type cell wall; plasmodesma
Molecular function (GO): peroxidase activity; heme binding
Source: RefSeq, a predicted model, not a curated record
AUGGCAAAGCUCACCGCCGCCCUGACGGUCCUCGUGCUGGUGGCCUGCGUAGGUCGUCCAUGCCAGGCAGGCUACGGGUAUCCCAACCCAAUGCCCUCGCCUAGUCCUCAGCCGUCGACUCCUCCACCGUACACCGCAACCGCACCUAGCCCUCCGCCGCCCACCCCGGUCACUCCAUCUGCUCCUCCACCGUAUAGCCCAAGCACAGCUACCCCUCCUCCGCCCACCCCAAUUGCCGCGUCAAGCCCACCACCCAGCACACCUAGUCCUCCGUCACCCACUCCGAGCACACCUCCCACAGGACUUGCAGUUGGUUAUUACCAGAAGACAUGCUACCGCGCAGAGAACAUUGUGAGGGAAGCUGUGCGCGGCGCCAGCAAGGGCAUCAUGGCGGGGCUCAUCCGUCUAUUCUUCCACGACUGCUUCGUCAGGGGUUGCGACGCGUCCGUGUUGCUGGAUACGGCUGACCCUAACAGUGCGACCGAGAAGUUUGGUAUCCCGAACCUGAGUCUGCGCGGCUUUGAAGUGAUCGACGCGGCCAAGGCCAGGAUCGAGAAGGAGUGUGGCAAUGUCGUGUCUUGUGCCGACAUUGUGGCCUUCGCCGGGCGUGACGCCACCUACUUCCUUAGCAAUAAGAAGGUCUACUUCGACAUGCCUGCUGGCCGCUAUGAUGGACGUGACUCUUUCAUAAACGAGACAUUGUUCAACCUCCCCCCACCUUUCGCCACCGUCGAGCAGCUCAAGGCAGGGUUUGCCUCCAAGGGCCUCAACACCGACGAAAUGGUUACCCUCUCUGGCGCACACACCAUCGGGAUUUCCCACUGCUCAUCCUUUUCUGACCGCCUCACCUCGAACUCCUCCGACAUGGACCCCACUCUGAAAAGCACUCUGCAGGCAGAGUGCCGGUCAAACUCCGGAAACGACAACACGGUCGUACAGGAUAACAAGACCCCUGACAAUCUAGACAACAUGUACUACAAGAACGUUCUCAGCCAUGAGGUUCUCUUCACGUCAGAUGCUGCGCUCAUGAUGGCGACAGACACGAGCGACGCGGUGCGUGCCAACGCUAAGGAUACAAACCAGUGGGAGGAAAAGUUCAAGGUGGCCAUGGUGAGGAUGGGUGCUAUUGAAGUCAAGACAAUUGCCAACGGUGAGAUUAGGAGAAGCUGUCGGGUCGUCAAUGCUAACUAG